CAUAUGGAGCUAUUCGUUUCGUCAUGGCCUCUACGAUAUAUUUUCGGUUUCUAGAAAAUCCAAUGCGAAAUUUCGUUCGCGGCUAUCGGCAUUACCGAAUAAAAGACCUCUCUACAAAUAACUGCAAACCUGGCGAUAAAGUUAACGUUAAAGGAUGGGUGAAAUCGAUAAGGAAAAUGAAAGGAAAUCUAUUCGUCGAUGUGACCGAUGGAUCGGAUCCAACCAAUUUCCAAUUGGUGGUAAACAAGGAGAAACACAUCGACACAGCAUAUGGUUCCUCGAUUGAAGCGAGCGGCACUCUAGUCGCUACACCCAAGAAUCAGCUUGAACUACAAGUGGAUAAUUUAAUCGAAAUCGGCAAAUGUCCUCUAGCCGAAGGCUUUCCGUUUUACCCGAAAAAGUCGUACCCACCCGAGUACAUUCGCAGUCAUUUACAUUUGCGAUCGCGCGUUAGCUCCAUGUGUUCUACAUUUCGGCUGAGACAUGAAGCAACGAGAGCUUUCAACAAUUACCUAGCGAAGGACGGUUUUGUCCAGAUCCAUACGCCCAUCCUUACAUCGAACGAUUGCGAAGGGGCAGGAGAAGCAUUUCUGGUGAAACCUUCCAACGAAACGCUUCUCAAAUCCAUGAUGAAAGAGGGUGUUCCCGUGGAGCAUGCCUACUUUGAUAGAGCAACUUUCCUGACCGUUUCCGGGCAGCUGCACCUUGAAGCAAUGUCACAUGGUCUGGGCAAAGUUUACACCUUCGGUCCUACGUUUCGGGCGGAAAACUGCAAAUCCAACAUUCACCUAUCCGAGUUUUAUAUGCUUGAACUGGAAGAAGCAUUUAUGGACAGUCUUGAGGAUCUAGCAGACAGAGUGGAAGACAUGGUGAAGCAUGUCACAAAAUGUCUGCUGGAAAAAAGUGCGCCCGAUUUGAGCCUAGUUCGGAAACUAACCACUGAGCGCCCAUUAGAGGAGGCGUUUGAGUGGACCGAAAAGCCAUUCCCUCGAAUGAAUUACGAUGAAGCCAUCCGCGUGUUAAAGGCGAACCAGAGUAAAUUAAAGUCACCAGUCGAUGAACUGGAAGGAAUCAACAAGGAGCAGGAGCUAUUUCUAGUAGACUAUUGCAAGAGUCCCGUAUUCGUUUGCUACUGGCCCAAAAGUAUAAAGUCGUUCUACAUGCGCGAGAACAAACAGAACGGCCAACUUGUCGACGCGCUGGAUUUGCUAGUUCCGCAUGUGGGCGAGCUGGUGGGAGGAAGCGUUCGCGAGGACAAUUACGAUCGUUUGCAACGUAAACUUCCAAAUGUGGACCUGUUGCAGUGGUAUUUGGAUCUGCGAAAAUUUGGUGGCGUCACAACGGCUGGGUUUGGCUUGGGUUUUGAACGGUACCUAUCGUGGUUGUUAAAUGUUCACAAUAUCAAGGAUGUGAUACCGUUUCCACGUUGGGCACAUAACUGCGUUAUGUAGGCAUGGAGGAAAAACGUCUUAAAGUAGUGUGUGUACAUAAAAGCGAUUUAUUAGGUACGAAAUAAAAGUUAAUUCUUCAAAAGGACUUAUAGCACUGUCU
Molecule: messenger RNA, 1551 nt
Organism: Anopheles coustani
Lineage: Eukaryota; Metazoa; Arthropoda; Insecta; Diptera; Culicidae
Gene: AsnRS-m
Product: probable asparagine--tRNA ligase, mitochondrial
Exons: 2
Coding region: 24-1451 (475 amino acids)
Biological process (GO): asparaginyl-tRNA aminoacylation
Cellular component (GO): mitochondrion
Molecular function (GO): asparagine-tRNA ligase activity; ATP binding; nucleic acid binding
Source: RefSeq, a predicted model, not a curated record